CUCCAUGGGUCGUGCUGACCCAGGACAAGAUAAUCAGGUGCAAGACAGAGCUUUUUUUGAGGGCAAGAGUCACCCAGCACAAAGAGAAGAUGACCACCAUCAAAAACAUUUAAAUGAUGCUGUCAGUCACAGAAGCCCCAUGAUGCCCAUCAUAAAAAGGAAAGACAUUGUGUCUCCACAGGCUGCAGACACAGGUGAAAAAAUACCAAGUAGCAGCCCGGGAACAAUCAGCUCCGACAAUUUCCUUCCUAAAUCACAUGACUCUUCCCUAAAAUCGCAACCUCACACUCCUGAGAAAUUGGACAGAUCCACUCCACCCCAGGGGCACGAGAACCAUCCUAACAGAAAUCCAAGUCCCUCGGAUCUUAAACAGCCAUUUUAUUCUAGCUACUCAACUCCAAACCUUCAGGAAUUUAAGUCGUCUUUUGGAGGGAGCUAUCCUAGCCCUGGUGUGGGAUUUCCCAAAACCCCAACAAGUCAGGACGGAGACAACCCUCGAGGUCAUCUCUCCCUGCAGAGGAGCUUCAGUCUAUCAGACAGUUUCCAUGACGAUAACUCAAAUUCAUCGGAGUCAUCCUUCCUAAAUCCAAACACUGGUCAGCCUAAUUACACACGGGAUCCCAAUACUGGACAGAUCACCUACCAGCCAAACAAGGAGGGCAUCUUCUUCUGUCACCUCUGCAGCUUUUCUGGAACUACUCGUUCCGAGUUUGAGGAUCAUAUGACAUGCCACUUUGAACACAUCUGUCCCCAUUGUGAUUAUAAGUCUAGGACUGAAGGCCGACUAAAGCGACACAUCAAGGACUUUCACACGGAGGAGUCACCUGACGGUUUUGGUUCCAAACGCAACAUGGGAAGACCCAAAAUUUUCCGCUGCAAGCAGUGUGACUUUGUUGCCACUGAUAAGAAUGACUUUUGGCAGCAUGCUAGAUCUCAUAUCAAGGAGGAAAAACUCUUGCAAUGUCCUCGCUGUGAGUUUGUCACCGAGUACAAACAUCACCUAGAGUACCAUCUCCGAAAUCAUUUUGGAUCCAAACCUUUCAAGUGCAACAAGUGCAAUUACUCCUGUGUAAACAAAUCCAUGCUUAAUUCACACAUGAAAUCCCACACCAAUGUGUACCAAUAUCGCUGUGCAGACUGCACGUAUGCCACUAAGUACUGCCACAGUCUUAAGCUGCAUCUGCGUAAAUACAACCACAAGCCAGCAACAGUUCUGAAUACAGAUGGAAGCCUGCCACAGGGAAUUGAUGCAGAGUCAUCAGGAUUGUCUCUAUUACAGAAGAGAGGACCACCACGGGGACCAAGGGGUCCAAGAAAAGAUAAAUUUGACCCAUUUGUAGGACAGUUUAUGAUGCCUCACUCACUGCCAGGAAUGGCUCCAACAAUGAGUCCUGGAAUGAUGUCCCCAUUUUGGCCUUUGCUCAACCAGGUACCAAAUGGUUUGCCUCCACCCCAUCACCCAAUGAUACCAACACCACUCAGUGCUAAGUUGCCUUCACAUCUUGGUCAAAACAAAAUGAUGCCAUCCUCACCAUUUGGUUUCAGACCCCUCAUGCCAGGAAACAUGGGUGCACCUUUUAAGUGCAGUCUCUGCUCAUUUGCCACAGAUAUUCAGCAAGACUUGCUUCGUCAUGUCAUGAAAGUACAUGCAUCAGAAAACUCAGACUUAUUUUCCAUUUUUGGUAUUUCAUCAGAAGCUUUGCUUGAGGAACAAAACAGAAAGAUGAAUUUCCUUUCCCAACAGCAGGUAACUCCACUUAGAGAAUUAACUACACCUGAGAAAUCCAUUCCAACCUCUGCAGCUCUUCAUAUCAAAACAGAACAACCUACUCUAGAGAGUUCCAAAACAAGUCCCCACUCAUGGCCUCAUCAUUCACCACCAAACAAUAAGCCUAACCCUGAAAGCAGACCAACUAGUCAUUACAGCAUGCCAGAAAUGAACUACAGUUCCUACCUAAAUGGCAAAGCUAGUCCCAAAGAAGCAGACGCACCAGAAGGUGAAGACAUCAUCAAACAAAUGAUGAACAAGUUUGGAUCAGGUGUUCCUAUUGAAAAGUCCCAAUCUGCUCCAAGACUGCAUCUAGAAAGGCCAUUCCGUGAAAGUCCACUUGACCUCACAAAAUCAUCCAGAUCACCUUCAGAUGACUUGGAUGAUCCAACUAAUGAUGGUGGAAACCUGUCUAGUGGUGAAAACUCGAACACUGCUGAAAAUGUGGUGAACAGAAAAAGAUCUCGCAAAGGAAAAGCUUUCAAACUGGACACGCUCUGUCUGAAACUGCAAGAGAAACAGACAGACAAUGCAGAGGAGGAGGAAGAAAGUAACUCAGGAAUGGAAGAUAUGGAAGAUGAACUGCAGAUUGAUGAAAUGAAUGAGUAUGACAAUAUGGAAACCAAUGAAGAGGGAGAUGAUGAAGAACCGAAAAGCAAAGAACCAAGACUUGGAGAGAUGGAGUCAAUGACAGACCUUCAGAGGUUUGAACAGAUGAGGAAACUUGCCACUGCUGCGAGUCCCACUGAUCAGCAUGAGAGAAGCUCUUCUGCUCCACUUAAUGAACCAACUUUUGCCAACGAGUCAAAAGAUAGAAUGGAUGCAAGUGAAGAACAAAUCGAUCCAAAAGAGUUCAUUGAGGAGAUGAGUAAUUUGUCUGAAAAUGUUCCUCAAGCUGUCAGAAGAGGGACAGAGCUGGCCUGGAAGAUCAUCCAAGACACCACCGGGGCACCUGUUCCCCCACCCAUCACCACAGGGACCUCUAAUGGUCACUACAGGAGUGAAGACAAUAAACAAUUCCCUGUCUCACAAGAUAUGCAUCUCUUUACAACCAGUACACCAAGGGACAAGAAUGGACACAAAAGUGCCAAGUACGAAUGUCCUUACUGUGAGAUUGCAUUUAGAGAUUGUGUCAUGUACACAAUGCACAUGGGUUACCAUGGUUACAAGAAUCCAUUCAAAUGUAACAUGUGUGGUUACCAUGGACAUGAUAAGGUGGAAUUUUUUCUCCACAUCGCCAGGGAAGCACAUAACUGAAAUAUUCUCCACCUUAUCAAAGCAAUAAUAAUGGACUGACUCAAGGACGAGUUAAGUAGAAACAGCAUAUGGACUAUAAUCAUUAGUGCUAUUUCUGCAAAUGUUUUUUUUUUUCAUUUUCAUGAAUUUGUUAAUGAUGCUUUUUUACCAUUAUUUGACCUUGGUUUAGGGACCAGAUGCACCUUGGUAGUACUAU
Molecule: messenger RNA, 3221 nt
Organism: Saccostrea echinata
Lineage: Eukaryota; Metazoa; Mollusca; Bivalvia; Ostreida; Ostreidae
Product: protein hunchback-like
Exons: 4
Coding region: 5-3025 (1006 amino acids)
Biological process (GO): regulation of gene expression
Cellular component (GO): nucleus
Source: RefSeq, a predicted model, not a curated record